UGCAGAACUAGAGAAAGAGCGGAUGUCGGUCUGGUCGUACAGCGCCGCUAUUCGUCCGAGUUUUCCGUCCCAGUCGGUAACUGGCCAAUAGCGAUCGUGUGUCGAAAGGAAACACGACGUCUGUCAGCGUGAUUGGAAACGUGACCUAAGGGACAGGAUUUCGGCUCUGCCGAGAUAAGUGUCGCGAGCCGAAAUCGGGCCGUAUUGUAGAAUUGGCCAGGCCGUACGAAGUAGUAGCGAGGAGGAAGCGGAGGAGAUAGAGGCAGAGUGCUCGAUGCUCGAGUGUCAGGAGGAGAGGUUCGAAGAAAAUCCAAAGCGCGAUAAGAUGGCGUCGCGCACGUCAGAGCCAGGGAAGAAGUGAGGGGCAGAGGAAAGACAGGAAGAAAGAGGCAGGCAGGCAGGCCAGGCGACUGCGAAGAGUGCGAACGUCGCCAGGGGACUACGGUGUGUGACAGAGAGUGCGAAUUACGGUGCUGUCAUGUCCUGUUCGGGCUUCAGGAACGGUUGCGUCUCGAUCGUCGUCGUCGUUGCCGCGGUGAAAACGUAACGCGUGGAUUCUAUCCCGUCGUGUCUCUACUUACGUACACCAUCAUCGAUGCCUUUGUUCGGCAAUAAGAGCUGUUCUCGUUGGAGCGCGUUAGCUUCGAGCAUACGAGGACGAGGACGGAGUUAGUAGCGGCCACGGUUGGCUCGACCGCACGGCUAUACGGUUCGAGAAAGAACAAUCGGCGGUGUGGCAGUGCGCAAUCGGCCCGAUAUACACGGGGGAGAGAACAGAGCUUUCCUCUCGGUCCUGGACACGUUGAGGAGGAGAAGGAGGAGGAGGAAGAGACGGAGGCGAACUGGCAAAGAGAUGCGCGAGUUCAAGGUAGUCGUCCUCGGCUCGGGCGGGGUAGGCAAGAGUGCACUCACCGUGCAAUUCGUCUCGGGAUGCUUCAUGGAGAAGUACGAUCCGACGAUCGAGGAUUUCUACCGGAAGGAGAUCGAGGUGGACAACUCGCCGUGCGUGCUCGAGAUCCUCGACACCGCCGGCACCGAGCAGUUCGCCAGCAUGCGGGAUCUCUACAUAAAGAACGGACAGGGUUUCGUGGUCGUCUAUAGUCUGACAAACCAUCAGACCUUCCAGGACAUCAAAGCCAUGAAGGAAUUGAUCACCCGUGUGAAAGGCACCGAACGAGUGCCGGUGUUGCUCGUCGCGAAUAAACUCGACCUGGAGCACCAACGCGAGGUCGACACUGCUGAAGGCACUGCUUUGGCGCAAAUCUGGGGUUGCCCGUUCGUCGAGGCGUCUGCGAAGAACCGUACGAACGUCAACGACGUGUUCGCCGAAAUCGUACGCGAGAUGAACGUCAGCCCCGAGAAAGAGAAGAAGACCUAUUGUUGCAGUGUCCUCUAAUGAUUAAUCAAAAUCCUGGCUGACCGGGCUAACCGAGCCAUGUUAGGUAAAGGAUAGAAUCUUUGUCGGUUUGUAGCGGCCGACGAUCGCAGUCCGCUGGAUCGAUUCGCUAUUCUCUUCGGCUCAACAUUUUUGGGCAUGUGCUGUGAAUUCGCCAAUCUGUAAGACUAACGUGUUACCUUGGAUCUUUGUGAAUUCUACUAUGUCAAAGACUCUUGGUUCUUUUUCUAUCUGAAGAUCACAGUCUGCCACGGGGCUCGCUGUUAAAUAUUUUAAUAUACAUGGAUAGUAUUAUAUGUAAUAUUAUUGUAAUAUAUAAAGAUAGACGAUAAGUGGGCAACGAACGAGGUAACUCCGUCAGCAAAGGACCAAUACUCGACAGGAAGGGAUUAGGAAUGGACUUGAACGGGCAUAAAGAACCGCCCUUAGACAGUUUUUACGCUUGUCAACAGCGAAACCAAACUCUAUAUGUCUAGCUUUCUGCUCAAUUUGAAAAAAGCGUACAUCGUGCGUUUCUUCUAACCCAUGAAAGACCUGUGCCGCUCUCUCACAGGUUCGAUGCCAACUAACAAAGCAUCCAUACUACUUUGCAGAUAUUUGAAGGAAUCACUGUGGUGGUCAGCCAUUCGACGUAGUGGAAACAAUUUGAAUGACCGAGUAAAUGUUCUUAUUACCAUGUAUAGUCGGAAACUCUAUAGAGGAGGCAAACGGUCUUAUAUAUGCAUUGUGCAAUGAUAUCCAUUAAAGAUAUAUUAUCUGUGCUCAAAUGUCAGAGGCUGCGGUAAAGAAUACUUCGUAUAAAGGGUUCGAAAGGUGUGUUGUUAAUGUUUCUGGUAUCAAGUGUACAGCUCUAUUAGCAAAAAUACAUGUUUUAUUAAGGGAAAUGUAUAGAGUCUCCAAAAAUUCUCUCAAGGAUUUAGAUUUGGAUGAUUGUAUUCUCUCUCUGAUUUUUUAAUACGAUUCUUUUGCACACCGGAUAUUGCUUUUCGUUGCAUCGAUUGGAAUGGGAAUUGCAAGCACGAUAUCUGGUGCUUUAAUUGAGGAAAAUGUAUUAGACGUAAACAAAAGGAGAGUGAACAUUGAUAGAAAAGAUAUUGCGGUAAUCUUACAGUAAAAAUAUUAGUACAUAAUGUCAAUCGUAAACAUAAUUAUAGGAUUUAUAUGGUAAAGUCUGUACGAUAGUAACAAAAAAUAAUACAAAGACUUUGUACAAUUCCAAUAAGUUUUUUAGUGAAUUUUUGAGCCAGCAAGAGAAAGCAAGGCUGCGGACACCUGUUUUACUCAAAGGCUUGCUGGUACAUUGAUCCCUUCAACUGCAAGACACGUUACGUGGUUCUCGUAAAAAUAUCAGAUAUAUCCAUUGCUUUGUACCGAACAAAGAAUUUCAUUUGAAUCUCCUCGAAUCUUUACGACGUCGAUUGCCAUUGAGUUUCGUAAAUGUAAAUCGAUGGAUGUGAAAAAAAGAAAAAGAAGCAAUUGACUCCCUUAUAAGUAGCAGUAGGUCGUGUGUAAUUUUUCUCGUGUGAUCAAAAAAGAACGAAAAAAGGAAAAACAGCAGAAAUCAUAUUUAUAAUACCAUAACAGUGAUUACAUUAGCUUGAUAUGUUAUUAUUUAACACGCUACCAUCGAAGUCAUUAAUUUUUCUGUGUGUGAUCGUCGCACGACGUACCGUUAAACAAAAUAAGGGUUGUUCGCUCGACUAUCUUUUUUUUCUUUUUAAAUCGUGUCUAACCGAAGGAUGUUAACCCUCGCAAGUGCACCGAGAAUCUCGACAAUUAACGCGGAUGACCGUGCCUGGGUCCAGUUUAGACCGCAGCAUUUUUCCAUUUGUAUAAACAUUUUCACCGUCGAAACAAUUAGUUUUGAUAAAUUUCUCUUAUCUGAAACGGUAGUUCCGUGUCAAAACGGUAAUUCCUAUGAUCGUCGAAUAAUAAAUUAAUAAAUACUAGCCUCCUGUAUAGCUGUCUUUACACGUGUGCGUGCCCGUACACGCAUACGCAUGUACACAAACAGAUCCGCGUGUCGUUCAGCGAGGGUUAAUACAAACUUCUGAAGAGAGAUGAAACAAAAACAAAAAAAUGUGUAUUUAUAGUUUGUAUAAUAUCUACUCGUUCGUCUAGAUUUUACCCGUCUUUCGGAUCGAAUUGCGAUGUUGAAUUAAAACGAUACCGCUUCCCGGCAAGCCGCAGUAUCGGAGGACCUCGAAGUCGAACUGAAAAAGCUUCAAACGAACUGAUGUACAGUAUUUCUAUCAUGGGUAGUUAGAGGAGAGUCCGACGAUACCUGUUCCGCGCGGGAAGAGCUAUCGGAUGUACGUUAAAUAUGUUUCUUUUUCAAUUGUCGGUGCACUUUUCGUAACGGUCGUCUUUAUGUCGAAUACGCGGCGGCUCUGAAGCAUAUACGGCUUUCAAAACUAUUAACUUAUUGUGGAAACAAAUUUGGAUUUUGCGUGGAAAUCUACAGUCUAAUAAUUCUUAUGAUUGCGAUGCGUUAUAAUCUCAAGGACCGAUGGAAAUGAGAAAAUAAGGAGAGUCAAGCGCUGCGUAUUCGACCGACAAAGGGUGCUAAUACGUCACUCGUCAGUUUAAGAUUGGCGAUGCGUAUGUAUACCGACACGUAGCGAAUCGGCCAUCUAAUUUCGUUACUCUUUACUCAACUGAAAAAAAAAAUGAAAAACAAGCCAGGAGGAAAAGUGGAUAGGUAGAGGGAGGGGUAGGGUGGGAACAGGGAGAGGGGGAAGGGUAUAAGGGGGACAACAGAUAAUUACUCGUAUCCUCUAUUUUAUCACUCGGAAAAAAUUCAUAGUCUCGCUGUGAUCCCGUAGAUGUAACCGCAGUUUUUCUAUUAAAAACGACGACGAUAAUAAACCGUCGCGUGUAAAAGCCAUUCACCGGCGAAUCAAAGGGCCUCUUUGUGAAACGUGUAAUCGCCUCUCGCUCUAUUAUCGUUACGUUUUUUCCGCCCCCUAGGUUUUUUGUGCUUCGCGAAAACCAUGGAUUGGCAAAAAGACUUAAAAAAUGAGAGUGGGGAGGGGGGAGGGAGGGAGGAAAGAGGGUUUAUUAACUGACUGGGGAUAGCCUUCCGAGUAGCUAGCCCUCCAUGGAAACGAACAAGGAAUAAAAAAGAGGUUUCUAUAUUUGUAUCGCUUCUGUACACACACACACACACACACAUACGCGCGCGCGUACGCGUGCAGUAUACACGCAUUUAUACGUAUACACACAUAUACACGUAGGACACACGCGUGUUUAACCGGACACGAGAUCGUGUUUAAGAAUAUUUUUCUAAAGGGCACGAGUUUUUCUGAGACUUUUGCACGAGACGAAAUGAAAUUUGUCCAAUUACUCGGAAGGUUAUCUGAUACGUGAAAAGUCGAGCUAUGUCCGAGUCAGCAUAUCAAUGUCAAGGACCAGGUUCGUUUCUUUUACUUCCUCGUUUUCGGCCAGCAAAUCCUUCCGAUUUUUCAAGAGAUAGAAAGAGAGAUAAAGAGAAACAGAGGGAUAGAAAGAAAGAAUAAAUUUUGGAAAACGAUAACUUUUUUUAGGAAAAGAAAGCACAAGAAUUCACCACCUAGAAAAAAGAAGAACGAUUCGCAUACGAUUUUAUAAUUAGAUAUAAAUAAAUAAGUAAAUAAAUAAAAAAAAUAAAUAUAUAUAUAUAUAUAUAUACAAUAUAUAUAUGUAUACAUGCAGAUUUGUUACGCAACUGGGUCACAUUAAUUCGAAAAAACACCACGAUUUAGAUGUAUAUCGGCCUUUCAGUACUACCUGCGUAUCGAUAUUGAGUACGAAAUACGUUAUAUUUUUUACAAUGUGAAGAAUCUGUAAAUAUCAUAGCGUCGAAUUAUAUAUAUAAUAUUAGUAAUAAUAAUAACAAGAAGGAAUAUACCGAUAAAUGAUUAUUUGACAUCCGAGAAAAGACAACAUUGAGAAUGACUAACAGUAAAAAAAAAUGUGCAUUUCCGUUAAGAAAUAAAAAGAAAGUGGUUUGUGUUUAAUAUUCGCGGGACGCGGUACGUUUCUGAGUUUUUAGUGUCUUCAUUAUUACUUUUUCUGUUUUAUUUUUUCGUUGACUAUCGUUUGCAUGAUCACUUGGGUAGACGGAGAAUGGAUACUCGAGAUACUUACAACCGACAUCAUCUGCGAAAAUAAGAGAAAUUUUUAUUCGCUGGUAAUUUUAAUCUCUCUCGAUUGUUCGUUUAUUCUGACUUGCGUCGGAAAGGGAAAUACAUAAAGGCAACACGCGGUAUUUUUUACAUGUAGUAACGACAAAAAAUUAUAGAAAAAGAACGGGAGAUUACUUAAAAAGGGUAUACUAGAAUUGUAUCGUUUGUAUAUUUCUCUAUUUAAUGCAAGUGAAAAUAAACGAAUAAGAAAUCACGAAACCGCAUUUUCUUUGCGCAAAAAUGAUUGUAGAGCACUCGGCAACGCGUGGAACUGUUUCUUCUUUUUCUUUAUAGUGCAUUUUGUUUUUACGUCGCAUAAUUGUAUUGGCGCAUUUAGCUACGAUUACCAGCAUAAGAAUCUAGUCACUACAGAAUUCUUGUAACUCAAUGACAUGGAAAAAGAAAAGUGCCAGCCAAAAGCUCCAAAAAGAACGUUUUUACAACUGUAUUAUCCUAUCGUCUAAUAAAUUCUGUUCUAAACGAUUACAAUACCUUGAAAAA
Megalopta genalis is the source of this 6063-nucleotide messenger RNA. RefSeq names its product Ras-associated protein 2-like (gene Rap2l). Lineage: Eukaryota; Metazoa; Arthropoda; Insecta; Hymenoptera; Halictidae. Gene Ontology annotation, biological process: signal transduction. Gene Ontology annotation, molecular function: GTPase activity; GTP binding. The record is from RefSeq and is a predicted model, not a curated record. Gene Ontology annotation, cellular component: membrane.